Nothobranchius furzeri (turquoise killifish) is the source of this 3895-nucleotide messenger RNA. RefSeq names its product protein ABHD8. NCBI's taxonomy places the organism in Eukaryota, Metazoa, Chordata, Actinopteri, Cyprinodontiformes, Nothobranchiidae. Gene Ontology annotation, molecular function: catalytic activity. The record is from RefSeq and is a predicted model, not a curated record.
CUGGGAGCUGGAGGGUUCUGCAGUAUCUCAGCUGUUCCUACAACUGGACUUUUCUGGACUGAGAUGUCUGAUGAUCUUCUGCUGUAGCCACUCCUCCAGUCUGGGGGUUACUGGCCCGAGUGCCCCAGUGACCACGGGCACCACCGAUGCCUUCACUCUCCAGGCUUUCUCGUGUUCUUCUUUGAGGGCCGGGUCCUUCUCUAUUUACAGUGGGUACCAUACGUUUUCAGAACCCCGUCAGGUUUUCACUCUUUGUUAUUGCAGCUUUUUGCUAAACUCAAGUAAAUAAAUCGGUUUCCUGUUUUCUUCCCCGUGUUGACAGAAACACAGAACGUUAGACGUUUCGGCAGAAAGACAAACUGAAGUAUCACACGGUCCAAGUAUUCAGACCCUUUGCUGUGACACAUGUACGUAACUCAGGUGCUUUCCAUUUCUUCUGAUCAUCCGUGACAUGGUCCUACACCUUCACUGGAGCCCAGCUGUGUUUGAUGAUGCUGAUUGGACCUGAUCAGGAAAGCUGCACCUGUCUAUAACAGACCUUACAGCUCACGACGCAUGGCAGAGCAGAUGAGAGUCACGAGGUCAAAGGAAGUGCCUGAAGAGCUCAGAGACGGAACCAGCUGCUGGCCUUACGUCUGGUUCUUCUACAUAAAACCUUGUUUACUCCGAGAACACGAGAAGGGAGAACAUACACCUUUAUACUGGAGACGCUCUGACCCUGAAGACGGAGCCGGGGCUGCUGCUAGUUUUAUUUUUCCUGCCCAACUCAUGUGCUACGGACUCAGUCUGCACACGAGCAGCAGAUGAAUGAUGUAAAGGUGACACAUGCCAGCUGCUUUCCUGAUCUGACUCCUGGUUUUUAGAGAUCCUGGUUCUGACUGUGAGGACGGGAGAGCUUUGGUCACAUUAGUCUGAGACUUGGUGGAAAGCCAGCUUGCUGCUGGUUUUUGGAGCUCAGUGCAGAAGAGCACCAUGCUGACCAGCAUCGCUGACGGGAUACUGUGCUGUCUGACGGGGAAGACUGCUAAUCUGGUUUUGCCUCUGGAGUCAUCCAAACCUUCGGACGGGUUUGAGUUCAUGGAGGUGAAACCCGGGAGGAUCCUGCGAGUGCGACAUGUUGUCCCUGAGCGUCAGCCCCUGGGCACAGGGAGGCAAGCUUCAGACCAGGAGAAGAAGGAUGUCCACUGUGAUGCUGGUGAGACAGGGUCUGCUGCCGGCACCAGCGUCCACUGCAAGAGGAGGAUCACGGUGUAUCGCAACGGCCAACUGGUGAUUGAGAAUCUCGGUGAUGUUUUGCAUUCUGAAAUCCUGCAGUGUCAGGAUGGGGAUUUGGAGCCGUGCAGCACUGUGGAGGUGGAGCUGGCCUCCUCCCCAGACCCUAACCCUGCUCCUCCUUCAUGUCUGUUAUCCUCCGGAGAGCAGAAACCUGCUCCGCCUCCUUGCCGCCGCCGUCGAAAGGCCAAGCGCACGGUGCAGAUUGACUCACAGCGAGUCAUCUCAAGCUGCAAAGGAACUCACUCGGAUGUAGCGCUGUUCUUUGUGCACGGAGUGGGAGGCUCUCUGGACAUUUGGAGCAGCCAGCUGGACUUCUUCUCUCGCCUGGGCUAUGAGGUCAUAGCACCCGACUUGGCGGGGCACGGGGCCAGCAGUGCUCCACAGAUUGCAGCAGCUUACACUUUUUAUGCCCUGGCAGAAGACCUUCGAGCCAUCUUUAAGAGGUAUGCUCGGAAACGCAACAUUCUCAUCGGCCACUCGUACGGAGUAUCAUUCUGCACCUUCCUGGCCCACGAAUAUCCUGAGCUGGUCCACAAGGUGGUGAUGAUUAACGGCGGGGGGCCGACAGCGCUGGAGCCAAGCCUCUGCUCCGUCUUCCAGCUUCCCUCCUGUGUCCUUCAUUGCCUGUCGCCGUGUUUGGCCUGGAGCUUCCUCAAAGCAGGAUUUGCUCGCCAAGGUACCAAAGAGAAGCAGCUGUUGAAGCAGGGCAAUGCCUUCAACGUGUCUCCAUUCGUCCUGCGAGCCAUGAUGAGUGGCCAGUACUGGCCUGAGGGGGAUGAGGUCUACCAUGCUGAGAUCACGGUGCCCGUCCUGCUGGUUCAUGGCCUGUGUGACAAGUUUGUGCCCGUGGAGGAGGACCAACGCAUGGCUGAGAUCCUCCUGUUUGCAUUUCUGAAGGUCAUCGAGGAGGGAAGCCACAUGGUCAUGAUGGAGAGUCCCGACACGGUCAACACUCUGCUCCACGAGUUUUUUCUGUGGGAGCCUGACAUGUCCAAGAAAGAAAAGACCGUUCCUGUCUGUGAAACAGUUAACACACUGAAAACCAAUAGGCCCGUGGAUAAAUAAUGCUCAAGAAGACCGCAUUCAUCUCCAAAGCAGGAGGAGGGCGUUACUUCCUGCUGCUGGCAUGUUGUUAGGACUCCCGGGCUGAGUGGGGAUUGGCAGGGCCUCAUCUGAAGGAUGUGGAUGACCACUGGUGCUCCGAGAUAAGGCAGCACAGAACUUUGGACGAGAGGAGCGGAUGCAAACACAGUCUCUUUUUCAUUUAUUCACCAGUUUGUGCUUCGUUGCACCACAUUUGCAAACAAGUAAGAACUCGAUGGUGGAGAAUACGGCCGUCUGUGAUUUGCUCAUGAAAAGUUUCUAAUGAAAGCGGAAACUAAGAUGUGAACGUCAAGAGAUGCUGGAAUUUCUUGAUCAAGGUUGUUUAGCUUUGCAGCAUUUCUGAUUCUGUUUGUCUGAGGCAUGCUGUCCCAGGAAAACAUGAAAGUACAUUUAUAACCCGCUGAAGACGGAGACCCUGCUGAGUCAGACCCUGGCGGGUGGGUGACUGAUUAAAAAUGUGACUAAUGAUGAUGCACACAUGAUGGUUAAUUACAGAUAUUUAUGAUAAAACACAGAAAAGGUGUUAGUUUUACUUCCAGUAACCAACAUGAAACAUGGCCAUGCAUCAUUCUCAGAUCCCUAGAUUACAGAAACCAAUUUAUUAUUCUAAAAUCUGAUAUAAACAUAUAUUUAAAAGCCAUGUUAUAGUGUUAAGCACAAUGUCACUAAGUCAUCGAUUUAUAGCUGCUAUCCAGAGAGGUUGUGAGGACUGGUUAGGGUUACGGCCCCGCGUACUGUAAACAGACGAGGACAUAAAGAAGUUUCCUCUAUUUUCUUAUUCUAUGUUUACCCAAAGACACGGUUCCUGCGUGGGUUCACAAUAGAACCCACAGGAGCGUUUUGGUGUGUAGGAACUUCACCAGUCCGGUACGCUCGGGUCAGAUGAGCGUUCCUGCGUGUGUGGUACCCAGUUGGUGUUCUCCAGGAACGUUCACAACAACUUGUGCUUGUACUGAACCUGCCAUGCCCAUAUGCUGGGAAAGGAAACGCCAGAGUGUGUUCAGUUCACCUGUGUGGACUCGUGUGUCAGGCCGAAGGAGCUUGCUCUGUGAAUGUUAGUAGGUGGGACAGACCCCGGCAUUGCUUGUAUUUUGGAUGAUUUGCAGAACAAGCUACCUGUGGCCAAGAGAGGGUGUUGAGUUGUUAGGCUCAACAUGCUGGUUUGUUAAAUAUGCAUUUUAUCUGAUGCACCCUGAUUAAUUUAUACAACAGGGAUAAAACAGAGAGGAAAGGAUCCAACUUGAUUCCUACCUCUGUAAAACUUUCAAUAACGAACCAGCCAGUGCUGCUGAUGGGUUCAACUGUGUGGACAAGUGUGCACUUGGACUUCCUCUUAUGCUAAAACUCGCAGAGACAAGUGUUUAACAGCCUGUGUAAAUGUUACAUCUCCUAAUGUAAUCCUGCAUAUGCACUGCCUCGCUGCAGAUGCAGAGCAUAUCUAGCCUGUCAAAGACUCUGAGUCGGUGUAUGAAUGUGCCUCUCCUGGCAUCAAUAAAACAGGUGUUCUCCAGCUAAA